This is a messenger RNA of Hypanus sabinus (Atlantic stingray), 905 nucleotides long. RefSeq names its product SUMO peptidase family member, NEDD8 specific (gene senp8). Gene Ontology annotation, molecular function: cysteine-type peptidase activity; deNEDDylase activity. Bases 146 to 781 code for a protein of 211 amino acids. Gene Ontology annotation, biological process: proteolysis. The transcript has 2 exons. The record is from RefSeq and is a predicted model, not a curated record. NCBI's taxonomy places the organism in Eukaryota, Metazoa, Chordata, Chondrichthyes, Myliobatiformes, Dasyatidae.
CUGGCGACGCCAAGGCAACGGUCGACGGUCACGGUCGUGAAGUGAUUGGCGGCACAGCUUCGGUUCACUCGCGACGACAUGGAGCCGCGAUCUCCGCCUUAGUGGCGCCCGGAGGACAGGAUCGGUCUCAGCAAUUAGGGACAGCAUGAAUUCGGUUAUCCUGAGCUACCAUGACAGCUUAAUACGCCAUUCAGAUCUCCUCCUCCUCAACCCACCAAACUGGCUGAAUGACCAUAUCAUUGGGUUUGCUUUUGAGUACUUUGCCACUGAACAGUACAAGGAACUAGAGGGGAAUGUGUGCUUCAUCAGCCCUGAGGUUACCCAGUUUAUCAAGUGCACAGCCAGUCAGGAGGAGCUAGCCAUCUUUCUGGAACCUCUAGCCCUGGACCAGAAGAGCUUAGUCUUCUUGGCAGUCAACGACAAUUCUGUGCAGGCAGCUGGGGGUUCUCACUGGAGCCUGCUUUUCUACAGUAGGGAGAGGAACUGCUUCAGUCACUAUGAUUCCUGUAGCAGUAUGAACGAAAGUCACGCCCGUCAGAUUGCCAGGAAAUUGCAGUACUUCCUGGGAACCCAAUCCAAAGUGCCUUUCUUUGAAGAGUUGGCACCAGUACAGAAGAAUAGUUAUGAUUGUGGGAUGUAUGUAAUAUGUAACACAGAAGCUCUCUGUGAGCAAUAUCUCAGGAGGGACCAAAGGUCACUGCAGAUGAUUGUCACCCCACCUUACAUCACACAAAAGAGAACCAUCUGGAAAAAGCUGAUUGAGCAGAUGGCAAAGGAAUAAUUAGUUCUUGCACAAAUAUUUGCCUUCUUUAGUGGAUGAGUCAGCUAUAUUUUUGUUGACAGAAGAAUUACCUUUGCCGAGUUGGGGAAUGUUUAUUUAUAGUCACAAUAAAAGGCUAGAUGGA